CCUUGGCCUUCGCUGCCGGGCGAUGGCCUUGCGGUGGCACGAGGUCGCUGAAGCGGAGCGAAGUGCUGUGCUGCAGCAGAGCCAGCAGCUGCUACAAGGAUGCGAUCUUUCUGCCUUGGUGGUGUUGUCCAGGGUCUCCAAGUUGUUGGCCCGCGUCCCAGUCACCUUCGCAGAUCCGAUGCGGGUGUGGUUGGAGAAACGGCCGGGUCCGACGACCGCGACGAGUGCCUCUUGAUCAUGGGCUUUGCUUCGGCCUCGCAAAGGGAGGACUUGCAGCGCCUACAGCAUGUGUUUGAGAACAUCUCUGACCUUCAGGUGGUGGUGAAUGUGGCUGACGGUCCCACACCACCGGGUGUCUGUGAAGCCUGCGUGAGCUGUUGGACGCGCUGUCGCCCCGAUGCCGUGGUUUCCCAGGUCACCGGUUGUAUUUCCACGGAAUCCUCGUGGUUAUAGCGAGAAUCAAUGGCGAAAAUCCAGACAGAUGUGUCUUGUGUCC
Cladocopium goreaui is the source of this 496-nucleotide messenger RNA. The record is from the annotation of a GenBank genome assembly. Lineage: Eukaryota; Dinophyceae; Suessiales; Symbiodiniaceae.